AUGGCACUUGGACUUAAAAAUGUUCACAAAAUGUUCCUUCAAGGCAGCAAACCACCGCCUCGAUACAUUGUCAAAGAAAGCAAAUUUGGGCUCGUUGACAGAUCCCCUCCAUUAGCUCCCAUUCCAACUAUCAAUCUAAGCCUUCUGUUGUCUUCAUCUCCAGCUCCUGAUGAAGAGCUAGAGAAACUAAGAUCCGCCCUUGAUUCAUGGGGUUGUUUUCUGAUGACGGGGCAUGGAAUUCCACCUUCAUACCUCAAGAAGGUACUCAAUGCUACAAAAGAGUUCUUUGAACUACCAAUUGAACAGAAGGAAAAGUACUCGAGGAGAUCUUCAAAUGAUGGUGAAGGCUAUGGAGGUGAUAUUAUAUUUUCUGAAAAACAAGUUCUUGAUUGGUCAAACCGUCUGGCUCUUAAAUUACUCCCUGAAGAUCAAAGAAGGCUGGAGCUUUGGCCAGAAAUACCGGAUGGUUUUAGGGAAAUCUUGCAUGAUUACCCUGUAAAGAUAAAGGGAAUCCUUGAUCUUCUGUUCAAAAUUAUGGCGAAGCUGUUGAAGUUGGAAGAGGAUAGCUUCUUAAACCAGUUUGGAGAAAGAGCAUUAUUGCUUGCAAGAUUCAAUUUUUAUCCACCUUGUCGGAAUCCUAAUGAAGUUCUUGGUCUGAAACCUCAUUCGGAUAAAUCCGGGGUGACUAUACUCUUACAAGAUGAUGAAGUUGAAGGCCUCCAAAUUUCCAAGGACCAUGAAUGGUUCAAAGUUCCUGUGGUACCUCAUGCAUUGGUUGUUAACAUUGGUGACCAAAUGCAGAUAAUGAGCAAUGGAAUAAUCAAGAGUCCAGUGCACAGAGUAGUAGUGAACCCCGAAAAGUUGAGGGUCUCAGUGUCCAUCUCCAAUGAAGCAGAACAAGAUAAAGAGAUUGGCCCUGUUCCUGAACUGGUAGAUGAGAAAAGACCAAGAUUGUACAGGAAUGUGAAGAACUAUGGUGCUAUAAAUUUGGAAUGCUUUCAGAAAGGAGAAGUUGCAAUCGAAACUGUUAGAAUUUAA
This is a messenger RNA of Oldenlandia corymbosa var. corymbosa, 1038 nucleotides long. NCBI's taxonomy places the organism in Eukaryota, Viridiplantae, Streptophyta, Magnoliopsida, Gentianales, Rubiaceae. The record is from the annotation of a GenBank genome assembly.